AUGGUAACCUACGUACAAGGUGACAGUUUGGUUAUAAACUACAGGCAUGUUAUGAACCAGAAUCAUCCACCACAUGGAAUAACAUUUCAGCAGUAUAAUGCUGCAAAACACGGGAGGGAGGAAAUCCACUGGUUCUGCAGACCAUGCGAGGAUCGGUAUUGGCCAAACCCAGCUGAUGCACCCGCAGCUGAUGCCCCUGUCCCUGAUGCUGACCCAGCCGAUGCACCUGCCCCUGAUGAUGACCCAGCCGAUGCACCUGCCCCUGAUGCUGACCCAGCCGAUGCACCUGCCCCUGAUGAUGACCCAGCCGAUGCACCUGCCCCUGAUGAUGACCCAGCCGAUGCACCUGCCCCUGAUGAUGACCCACUUGAGGGAUCUUUUGAUGUAGGUCAUCGACGUGCCUCCAUACACCCGGAACCUAUGGACACAUCACUAAACGCUGAACCAGAGUUGCCGGACGACAUCUUACCUGACGACGGUGUCAUCAACUACAAGAUUCUGGAAAAGGGGAGCAAAAGAGGAGGACGCUUGCUGAUCGCCAGCAACGGAUAUACAUUUGGAGUAAAGAAUGCUAACAAGUCAUCCACUCUAUGGACCUGCAGCGUUAGAUCGGCAAAAGUGCGCUGCCACGCAACAGUAAGCCAGAAAGGGGAUCUCUUCAGACCAGGUGUCCAGCCUCACUGCCAUCCAGCCAACCCCCGUCUGCCCAUCUACAAAGAGGUUGCUGCAGUGGUGAAAGAACGGGUCAGCGCCCAACCUCAUUCGAGAGCCGGUGGUGUUGUCACUGAUGUGGUAACAAGUGUCAUCGCAGAGGAGCAGCGGUUUUUGGCCCCAAAGCAGAGUCUGCUGAAGAGGACCGCGAACAAGUUCAGAUCAGCAAACACGCCGCGAGAACCAACGGAUCUUGACUUUGAGUUGGACGUUGACUUCCUGCAGUGCGAGGAUUUCCUCGUAGAUGACGUGAGAGUUGGCGACCAACGGCAUUUGAUUUUCGCAACGCCGUUCCAGAGGAACUUGCUGAGGCAUUCUAAAAGAUGGUUUAUGGAUGGAACGUUUAAGGUAGUGAAGGACCCUUUCAAGCGAUCCGGUCAACUACUCAGCAUCCACUCCUUCAUCCUACAGGACGGACGGAGAAAACAGCUGCCAUUGGCAUUUGUCCUGAUGUCGAGGAAGACGGAAGAGGACUACGUGGCUGUGUUACAAGCCCUUGUCGACCGUCUAGAGGAGACAAGUGUUGAGGAGUUCAUGGUGGACUAUGAAGUUGGUGCUUGGUUGGCCAUUCGUCGGGUUUUCCCUACCGUUGCGAUCAAAGGGUGCAUCUUCCACUGGACACAGGCAGUUUGGAGGCAUGUCCAGUACUUAGGCUUGGCCAGGGCGUACAAGGAUCAACAGGCAGUGCACAACUACAUUCGCCAACUACUCUCCUUGCCUUUCCUGCCAGCACAACAAAUCCCGGAGACGUUCCACCAUUUGAGAGGAAGAGCCACCACACCACAGCUUCGGGACCUGGUGGACUAUAUUGACCGACAGUGGUUUCGCCAUCGUGUAUUCAGGGUCCAGGACUGGUCAGUGUUUCGGCGGACAGUGCGGACCAACAACGACGUCGAAGGCUGGCACAACCGACUGAAUACGAUGGCCAGGCACGGGGGUGUGCCAUUCUACAAGUUGGUGCUGCAACUGCGACAGGAAGCUGAAGUGGUCGAUGUUGCUGUACGAUCUGCAGACUUGGAGAGGGAGAGUAACCGCGUAUACACCGCCCUAGAGAAGAGGAUCCAGAAAGCCUGGGAUGAAUACAUGGAAGGAGCUUGGAUCACCAGUCACUUUCUGUGA
Messenger RNA from Magallana angulata, 1830 nucleotides. RefSeq lists its product as uncharacterized. The record is from RefSeq and is a predicted model, not a curated record. Lineage: Eukaryota; Metazoa; Mollusca; Bivalvia; Ostreida; Ostreidae. The transcript has 9 exons. Bases 1 to 1830 code for a protein of 609 amino acids.